AUGGAGGAAGACGCUCUCCCUGAACAGCAGCCAGGUGCUGGCAGCAGCAGGUACUGCAGCAACGACGUGAGCGGCAGCAGUCAAAGCAACUGCCGCUCUGCUGCUCUACCUUCUGAAUCCUCUGUUCGUCUACCCAGCAGUAGCAGCAGCAAGACGGCCAACAGCAGGGAAGCAAUCAGCAGCGGCGAUGGCAGCAGCAGCAACAGCAGCAGCAGCGGCAACGUGGAGACGACCAACUGCAGCAAAUCUGCGGGGAGCAGCAGUACCAAAUCCUCUGUUUGUGCAGCGGCGUCAACCGACGCAGACGCAUCUUCGCUAGAAGCAGCAGGAGCACACAGCUGCAGCAGGAGCAGCAGCAGCGUGCCGCCUCUGAGUACAUAUAUUUGUAGCCCUUUCACCUCUCUUUAUCGUUGGUUUUUAAGGAUCAGUAUUGUCUAUAAGUUUCUCAUUGGAGGCAUAUGGGGGUUCCCAGGCACAGCAAAUGUGUUUCUGCUGCCGCAGCAGCUGCUGCGGCUAUUCACUUUGGGCGGUUGUGGUUUGCUGCUGCUGCAAGACGUCGUCUCUGGCUUGAGGCAGACAUACACCCAACUGCUGCGGCAGAAGCAGCAGGACUGGGUGCAGCGGAUGCUGCUGCUGCUGCAGCAUACGGAGCAGCACAACACAAACGAGGUAUUAUGCAGCGAACGGCAGCGCCUACUGCAACUCGUUUCUGCUAUGAGGCGAUGCCUUGCUGCUACAGCUUCUUGUGAUGUUCCUGGGCAGGCGCGACCAGCAGCAGCAGAUGCAGGUACAGCAGCAGCAGAAGCUAAAGCAGAAGCAGCAGCAACAGAGGCUUCUAUCCCCCACGAAACGGAUGCUGCGGCCCAGUUGGCUGUGGCUGGAGACGUACAGCUUGCUGCGGUUGUCUUUGGGGCUCCGCGAGAAGUCGUUGCUGCUGCAUGCGAUGCAGCACACUUGCUGCAUGCUGAAGCGACACAGCAGCACACACUGCAGCAGAAGCGACGGGGAAGGACAACCGCAGGAGCAGUUGCUGCCGUUUUUGUUGCUGCUGCUGCCUUUAUUUGGGGGGCAGUUAAACGCCUCGUCGUCUUCGUUUGCUGUGUGCUGCUCUUGCAUCUGUGCAUAGACAUCCCUGCUGCUGCUUCUGCUGCAGCAGCUGCAACAGCAAAUACUCAACUCUCUCCGUGGUGGCUGCUGCUGUUGCAUGCAGUGGCAAGAGGCUGUUUUGCUGCUUCCCUGAUGAAUCAACACGCCAGCAGCUACCUGGGAUUAACUCAUUGCCGCUCUCUUGCCCGCAGCAGCACGCGCAGCAGCAGCAAAAACAGCAGCAGCGAUAGUAGCAAGAGCUCCAGAGGGAUUGGCUUUGUGCCGAAGCCUUUGAAUAUUCAUUUGCGUCUCUUUUUCGCAUUCUGCGUCCCCGUCCUCUGUUCGCUUGCUGCCAACGCCGUUGCUGCUGUUGCUGCGGGCUCAGCAGCAGAAACUGCAGAGCUGCAGUGGAGUUGGAGAGGUCUGCUGCUGCUGCCCCUCGCGUUGCUGCAGGCUGCACUGCAGCUGGUGCUUCCUUUUGGUUAUUUUGCGGUGCUUCCACUGCAGCGGCAGCGAUCCGAAGCUGCAGAGCUGCUGCUGCUGCUGCAGCAGCAGCAGCAGCAGCUCAAUUGGUCCAUGCUGCCUGAGACGGAGGUGCUGCAGGAGUAUUUUGCUGCAGGCACCUUGUUGACAACAGCAGCAGCAGCUGCUGCAUGUUGCAGCAGUCCUCCAGCCCUGUGGGUUGCGCGCAUUCGUUUGGAAAGCGCAGCAGCAGCAGCAGCAGCAGCCCAGUUGCUAGGGCUCAGGACCGAGCGACUGCAGCAACAGCACUUCUGUGGACGGCUGCGCAGCAAAUGCCAAUGGGCAAAGGCAUCUGUGUUUCUGCUUUUUUCUCGCCUUCCCUGGGAGAUUGCUGGCUGUUUGCGUCGGUUGUUUGUGUUUGGUUUGGGGUUGUCGUGGCUGCUGCUACUGCUGCAUGCAUUCCUGAAUACGCCUCUGCUGCAGCAAAGCGGGGAGGCGGAGCUGCAGACUCCGUUGCAAUUGCUGCAGCAGCAGCUGCAGCAUCAGGAGGGUUGGGAAGGGCUGCAGCAGACGUGGCAGGAGAUACUGCAGUUGCAGCGCGACUUAGGUGCGCAGCUACAAGGCAAAAGCUAUGCAGAAAGCCUCGAGUGGGUGCUGCUGCAGCUGCAGCUAGGCUGGGAAGAGUACGUAAGAACCAGCAGCAAGCAAACAGAUGACUUGCUGCGCGCUCGUGAACUCUUCGGCCUCUCCGAGGACGCCUCAGCAGCAGCAAUAAAACAACGCUACAGGCAAUUAGCCAAACUGCACCACCCUGACCGUGCAACCUUCAAUUCCUGCAGCAGCAGCAACAACAACAGCAGCAGCAGUAGAGGCAGCGAGGCGGUAGGCUGUGUUUGCGUUGAGGGCGCUGCAAAAGGGGGGCAGCUACAGUGCACCUCUCGCCAAGAGGCGAUGCAGCAGAUUAACUUGGCGUACGAGUUGCUGCUGCAGCAGGCAGCAGAGCGGUGA
Molecule: messenger RNA, 2556 nt
Organism: Eimeria acervulina
Lineage: Eukaryota; Apicomplexa; Conoidasida; Eucoccidiorida; Eimeriidae
Exons: 1
Coding region: 1-2556 (851 amino acids)
Source: RefSeq, a predicted model, not a curated record